ACAAGGGCGGAAGAACUGAUUUCAGUGACACCGGGGGCCUUCCCCCCGGCACAGCUGGUGUUGCGACGACAGGAAGAAGGGUGGAGAGGAAGGUCUUAGAACCGGUCCCGGGGCCCCGAGCGAGGGGCAUAGGAGCACCUGCACCCUUGCAGGAGGAAGGAGGGCGAGGCGCCAGCGGCUGCACAUCUGGACCGGCUGAUGACUGGGACGGCUGGGGGGGCUUGCACAUCUGGGUCCCGCUCGGGGCGCGGGCCGCUGGGUCCACUGCAACUCCAGAGCGGCUGAUGCGCUGGAGCAGAGGGAGGGGCUGCACAGCUGCGGCGCCGGGACGAUCCCGGGGGCGGAAUAGACAGCCGAGCGAGAGCCGGGAUCACACUAGCUCGGAGCCAGGGCUUGCCCAGCUGACCAGGCGGGGGCCCGCGGCGUGAGCGGUUGGGGACCGCUCUCCACCUCACUUCGAGAGGCCAUCCAUUCCCACCCUGCCGAGAUGCCGGAAGAAAACAUCUUUCUGUUCGUGCCCAACCUCAUUGGCUAUGCCCGGAUCCUCUUCGCCUUCAUUUCUUUCUACUUCAUGCCCAGCUGUCCUUUGACAGCCUCCUCCUUCUACCUGCUUAGUGGGCUCUUGGAUGCCUUCGAUGGACAUGCGGCCAGAGCCCUGAAUCAAGGGACACGGUUUGGGGCAAUGCUGGACAUGCUGACUGAUCGAUGUUCUACUAUGUGUCUGCUGGUAAACCUAGCUCUGCUGUACCCUCGGGCCACCCUGCUCUUUCAGCUCAGCAUGAGCCUGGAUGUUGCCAGCCAUUGGCUGCACCUACACAGCUCAGUGGUCCAAGGUAGCGCAAGCCACAAAACCAUUGACCUGACAGGGAAUCCUAUCCUUCGACUCUACUAUACUUCCCGGCCAGUGCUAUUCAUCAUGUGUGCUGGGAAUGAAAUUUUCUACUGUCUGCUUUACUUGCUCAGUUUCUCAGAGGGACCCUCAGUGGGUUCAAUAGGUCUGUUCCGAGUGGGACUCUGGGUCUCUGCUCCUAUUGCUUUCCUCAAGUCCCUCAUCAGUGUUGUCCACUUGGUCACUGCUGCACGCAAUAUGGCUGCCCUGGAUGCUGCUGAUCGUGCGAAAAAGGAAUAGCCCUGAUGUCUUCUCUGCCUCCAGCAAACUUCCUGCCCCGUUCCUCUCCACCAUGCCUUGCCCACCAUCCACCAUGGUGCUGUUAUGCCCUCCCCCAAUGAGGUCAGCCUUUUAUAUAGCAUAAGGCAUAUCCUCCACAGUGCUGUGUUCCUUCCACUCCCACCUCAUGCUGUCAGAACCUCUUCAAGGAUGUCACUAUUCUUUAUUCCCACUCCCACAUGGUGUUACUUUCCUUCGAUGAGGGUAGAACCCAGACAUCAGAUGAGGGUUCUCUUUGUGGAGGCAAUGAUGAAGUCCCAGCCACAGGAGAUGAGGCCAUGGCCUCCAUGACUUGGGGAUAGCCAUAGUCCAAGGGUGACUAGGCUCCUUGAGAGAAGGUAUGGAGGCACAGAGGUGUGUCCUUGCACUGAACCAGGCAAGGGGGCUGUUGUUCCAGUCCCAGAAGAUGGUGUGACCCAUGCAAGUUAGCAUGGUGCUGCUGUGUUUGAGGGAGAUGGUGUGGGGGCUGGCUCUCCACUAGGGGCCAAACUCCUCUCCUGGUCUGAAUAUGUCUGGAAUUGGAGGAGUCUGCCCAGGAGGGAAGGAGGCUCUCUGGAUCCUUCCCUGUCGUACUGUGUCUCAUGAUGUGUAAUCUGGCCUUGAGGCCUUGAUGAUAAAGGAGGAAACUUCACAAUCAGAA
Messenger RNA from Gracilinanus agilis (Agile Gracile Mouse Opossum), 1808 nucleotides. RefSeq names its product CDP-diacylglycerol--inositol 3-phosphatidyltransferase (gene CDIPT). The record is from RefSeq and is a predicted model, not a curated record. Gene Ontology annotation, biological process: phosphatidylinositol biosynthetic process. Gene Ontology annotation, cellular component: membrane; Golgi apparatus. Bases 488 to 1129 code for a protein of 213 amino acids. Gene Ontology annotation, molecular function: CDP-diacylglycerol-inositol 3-phosphatidyltransferase activity. The transcript is spliced from 6 exons. Lineage: Eukaryota; Metazoa; Chordata; Mammalia; Didelphimorphia; Didelphidae.